AUGUCAACAGCUACAAAUUGGCAAGCAGGUUUCCAUCCGGUUACUCCUCGUACCAAUUGUCCACACCUUCACGAUAAUAUUUCUCCGAAUUGGGCUGAAGUCACUGUUGACGUUAGUAAACCCUGUACCGAAUGUAACGAUGCCAGUGAAAAUUGGCGCUGCUUAAGAUGCCAAGGCGUGUAUUGCAGCAGAUACAUCAAUGGUCACGCUGCUGAACAUCAUAAGAAUACUUCGCAUCCAAUAUCUAUUUCUUUUAGCGAUCUUUCUAUUUGGUGUUAUGAUUGUGACGAUUAUAUAACUAGCCGGCUUCUUAAACCUAUCACAACUGCUUUUUAUGUCUCUAAAUUCGGAGAAAUGCCUCCAAAUUCAAAUGAUAUUGAAAUUGCGAGUGAAGAAGAUACUACAGGAAGUGGGGAGGGUCCCAGUAAUUCGGCAGGCGAGUCAGGUCCAUCAAAAUCUGACUAG
Rhizophagus irregularis DAOM 181602=DAOM 197198 is the source of this 465-nucleotide messenger RNA. RefSeq lists its product as uncharacterized. Gene Ontology annotation, molecular function: zinc ion binding. The record is from RefSeq and is a predicted model, not a curated record. NCBI's taxonomy places the organism in Eukaryota, Fungi, Glomeromycota, Glomeromycetes, Glomerales, Glomeraceae.